AGAGGGGACGAAUUGACUAGAUGUCAAUGUCGGGGAAUGAAUGCACAUCAUAAGGACCACAAGGAGUUUGCAGCCCGUUGGUCAAAUUUUCACCAAAUGUAGCCCUAAAACCUAACAGUUCACUUUACUGACGGGAUCAUCAAGAGACAAAGCCGGUGCGCGCCAACCUCUUCACCAAAAAAUAAAUCAGCGCUGCGCUCUAGGUUUACCAUCUCCUUUACGCACAACUCGGCUCCUUUGCGCACUGUGUGUACCUCACCGAGAACAAAUUGAUGAGGAGAGCGACAGCACAAUAAGAUAGCCGGACCUAUCCACGUCUGUUUUCACUUCAAAAGGGAUUGCUGCUCGCGCUUAGGUUUAUGAUGGUUUUGGGAGGAUGUCGCGUGUUGUUGACACUACUCUUCCUCAGUUCUUUUGUUCUCGCGCAAGUGGUGGAGGAUGAAACCGUGUUUGACCUGUUUGAAACCAGCGGCAUCACGCGGAAAACUGCUGGCGUAAAGUUGUUCAAGGGCAUAGACGGGGAUUUGCCUGCCUACCGCUUCAUCCGCUUCGACCAGCUGCCCUCGGUCAGCGCAGCGUCCCUGCAGCAGCUUCUUCUGCAGAUCCAGAACAAUGAAGGAUUCGUGUUCACGGCGACCCUGCGCCAGGACCGUACCUCCCGUGGCACUAUCAUCUCCCUGGAAGGUCCAGGAGAGAGACGACAGUUUGAAGUGGUGUCUGAUGGGCGCACGAACACCUUAGACCUGGUGUACUGGUGGGCGGACGGUUCGCGCAACAUCAUCUCUUUUGAAGAUGUGGACCUGUCUGACUCUCAGUGGAAAAAUCUGACGCUGCAUGUGCACGGGGAGACCGCCACGCUUUACGUGGGCUGUCGUCUGAUUGACAGCUUCAUCCUUGACGAGCCGUUCUAUGACCACCUGAGCGCCGCCGGGGGUCGCAUGUUUGUUGCCAAGGGUUCCGCCCGGGAAAACCAUUUCAGGGGUGUUCUACAAAAUGUGCGGUUCAUCUUUGACACUGCACUGGAGGACGUUUUGGAAAGCCGCGGGUGUGUGCUGACCAUGGCAGAGGACCUCAACACGGUGGGAGAGAGUCUGGACCUGGUGGACGUACCGUCCUCCAUCGCCACCAACCUCAUCAGCCCCAACACAGAUGCUCCAGCCCCAGCCACGGGCUCCACGUCCGACACCAUGUGCGAGCACUCGUGCGAGGAGCUCACCAACCUCUUCCAGGAGCUCAAGGGUCUCCGCGUGGUCGUGGGAAACCUCAUCGACGGCAUGCAGAAAGUGACCGAGGAGAACAACGCCAUGCGAGAAGCGCUCGCUAAGCUGAAGACCCCUGCGACCAUGGUGGACCAGAACAUGUGCUGGCAGGACGGACGUAUCUUUGGGGACAAGGAGGACUGGGUUGUGGACAGCUGCACCCACUGCACCUGUCAGGAAGGGAAGGUGGUGUGUCGUCAGAUCACAUGUCCCCCUGUGGCCUGUGCAAGUCCUUCUUUCAUCGACGGAGAGUGCUGUCCUGUUUGCUUGCCGAUGGACAGUGACGAUGGCUGGUCUCCGUGGUCUGAGUGGACCCAGUGCACGGUGACGUGUGGCACGGGGACGCAGCAGAGAGGCCGCUCCUGUGAUGACAGCUCCAACAGCUGCACAGGCCCCUCCAUCCAGACACGCAAGUGCAGCCUGGGGAAAUGCGACAGCAGAGUGAUGCAGGACGGUGGCUGGAGUCUGUGGUCUCCGUGGUCGUCCUGCUCGGUGACGUGUGGCGAGGGAUUCAUCACGCGUAUCCGCCACUGCAACGCCCCCGUGCCUCAGCUGGGCGGGAAGGACUGCGAGGGAGAAGGCCGAGAGACGCAGAGCUGCCAGGCCCAACCUUGCCCCGUGGACGGAGGCUGGGGUCCGUGGUCUCCGUGGGCGGCCUGCUCGGCGACAUGCGGUGGGGGGCUGAAGAGCCGCAUCAGGGAGUGCAACAGCCCCGCCCCCGAGCACGGGGGCAGGAAGUGCAUGGGCGACGCCAUCGAGAACGAGGGCUGUGGACGCAAGGAUUGCCCCAUGGAUGGGUGCCUGUCCAACCCCUGCUUUGGUGGUGUGGAGUGCAGCACGGACAGCGAGGGCUCCUGGCAAUGUGGGCCGUGCCCACCAGGUUACCGCGGCAAUGGAACCUUCUGUGAGGAUGUCAACGAAUGUGAUCUGGUGUCAGACGUGUGCCACAAGGUGAGAGGCGUGCAGCAGUGUGUGAAUACGGACCCAGGUUUCCACUGCCUGCCCUGCCCCCCGCGCUUCAAGGGCACCCAGCCGUACGCCAUGGGAGUGGAGGCGGCCAAGAACAAUAAGCAGGUGUGUGAGCCCUAUAACCCGUGCAAGGACAACAGCCACAGUUGCCACCGCUUUGCCCAGUGCAUCUUCCUAAGCAGCACCACGGAGCCCAUGUACAGGUGCGAGUGUCGCGUUGGCUUCGCCGGUGACGGUAUCGUCUGUGGUGAGGACUUUGACCUGGAUGGCUGGCCCAACUAUGACGUGCCCUGCAGAUCCAAUGCUACCUACCACUGCAAGAAGGACAACUGUCCCAAGCUUCCCAACUCAGGACAGGAGGACUAUGACAAUGACGGCCAGGGAGAUGCCUGUGACAAAGACGAUGACAACGAUGACAUCGUGGAUGAGCGGGACAACUGUCCCUUGCAGUACAACCCUCUCCAGUAUGACUUCGACAAGGACGACGUGGGCGACCGCUGCGACAACUGUCCGUACGACCACAACCCGGCUCAGACCGACACCGACAACAACGGAGAGGGAGAUGCGUGCUCGCUCGACAAGGACGGCGACGAGAUUCCCGAUGAUCGGGAUAACUGUCCUCUGUUCUACAACACUGACCAAAGAGACACCGAUCUGGAUGGAGUAGGAGACCUUUGUGACAAUUGUCCGCUGGUUCACAAUCCUCAACAAACUGACGCUGACGAUGACCUGGUGGGAGACCAGUGUGACAACAACCAGGACAUUGACGAGGACGGCCACCAGAACAACAUGGACAACUGUCCCUACAUCCCCAACCCCAGUCAGAGCGACCACGACAAGGACGGCCAAGGGGACGCCUGUGACUUUGACGAUGACAAUGACGGCAUCCCUGACGACAGAGACAACUGCAGGCUGGUGCCCAACAAAGACCAGGUGGACUCCAAUGGUGAUGGAAGGGGCGAUGCAUGUCAGGAUGACUUUGACAAUGACAGCAUCCCUGACAGCUUGGACGCAUGCCCGGAAAAUGGUGACAUCAGCGUCACAGACUUCCGCAAGUUCCAAAUGGUACAUCUGGAUCCCAAAGGAACCACACAGAUCGACGCCAACUGGGUGGUCCGGAACCAGGGAAAAGAACUGGUGCAGACUGCCAACUCAGACCCUGGCAUUGCUGUUGGCUUUGACGAGUUCAACGCCGUGGAUUUCAGUGGUACGUUCUACGUGAACACGGAGCGCGACGAUGACUACGCUGGCUUUGUGUUCAGCUACCAGUCGAGCCGGCGCUUCUACGUGGUGAUGUGGAAGCAGAUCACGCAGACCUACUGGGAGGACAGGCCCCGCAAGGCCUUCGGCAUCGCCGGCGUGUCCCUCAAGGUGGUCAACUCCACCACAGGAACGGGGGAGUACCUCCGCAACGCCCUCUGGCACACGGGCAACACCAGAAACCAGGUGCGGACACUAUGGCAUGACCCCAAAAACAUUGGUUGGAAGGAUUAUACAGCUUACCGCUGGCAUCUCAUUCAUAGACCCAAGACUGGCUUCAUCAGGGUGGUAGUGUAUGAAGGGAAGCAGAUCCUGGCCGACUCGGGUCCCGUGUAUGACAAGACGUAUGCCGGAGGCCGCCUGGGCCUAUUUGUCUUCUCCCAGGAGCUCGUCUUCUUCUCCGACCUCAAAUACGAGUGCAGAGAUAACUGAUCACCAAAGGAUCACCACUUCCAUGGACUUGAAUCCACCCUACAAAGAUUUACUACAGCUGUUUCCAUGUCACCAAAAACCAAUGAAAAAAAGAAAAGCACAUCAUUCUUCUGACGUAAAAAAACUGUUCAGUAAGCUACACCGGACAAAGGAUGUUUUGAACAUGCCGUUGUCAAAUAUGGUGAGGUCAAAUAUGGUGUUCGUCCAUGGCAGAGACUCCAAUGCAGGACAUUGCUGAAACCCAACCGUCAUGCUAAUUGCACACAGUACAAGGUUGAAUCCUGCUUCCUUGAAUGGACCCUUGGGGAUUGCACCCAUUUCCUCAAUUCCAAAUGUUUUUUUGUUUUGUUUUGUAUGUAUGUAGCAAGUAGUCAUGUAUUUUCAAAGGAAAAUUAGUUUUUCGAUAGGUCAUUUUUGUUAACAUUCUGAAUGCUGAGGGAAAGAUGUAUGAUAAUUGGGCUUUUUUGGUUUGUUUUUUUCUACUGUAAAUUAUUUGCUUGUCUUUUGCUUUUUUUCUGUGCAAAGAUAUAAAUUCAUGUCCAGUUGUUUUUUUUAUUUUUGCUAUUGCCAAAGAAUGUAAAUAUUUAUUUAUUUGUUUACACUGACAGCAAUUCACCAUUGAAGUGCCUAGAAAUACCCAAUGUCAGUAGCUCACUUGUUUAGAUUUAACUUGUAAAGGUCUUCAUUUUCAUCUUUCAAACAUUAGUGUUGUAGAGUUCAUAACCUUGAAUCCAGAUACUUUGUUAAUGAGGAGCAAAAAAAAAAUGUUUUGGGGGAUAAACAUUUCCAUUUGAGGUAACGUUUGCUCUAUCGCAUAGCUCAUAAUUACAUAACACUUAUGCUUUUGUUCAUAUGGAGUGACUUAGUAAAUGUCAAACUUUUGUGUAACCUGAGGAACUGAUGUUCCUCGUGCUUAAAUAAAUACGUGACAUGGUUCUGCUGUCAGGCCGGGGCGGCCUUAGCGGCCUCUCAGGCCUGGCCUGUGUCAGUUGAAGUGAACCUACUAUGGAAAGUAGGCAACCAUGUAGGUAAGAUGAGAGAUGCCCUGCAUGCUUGUCAUCUCACUUCUCGGAGCUUUGACUGAGUGUUAAACCGAAACCAGGUGCCAGGCGAAAAAACACUCUUUUUUUCGGUCUGGCAGACAUGGUCAAUAUUUCACUUUUUCUUCAAGGUCAGUAUGUGUGUAGUAGAUACUCAUAGACAGUUUCAGGAAAACAUUUGUAACACAAAACACAUGUAUACUGUUGCAUUGGUCGGCAGGUGAUACUUGGGAGAGUUAGCAUGUGAAAUGAGACGAGUGAAAGACAAUGGAGGAGUGAAGGACAUGUACUAAUAAUAAUUAGCGGGGUAUUUAACCUCUUUGCAGCUCUGCAUAAUGUCUAAAUCUUAAAUUUCUCCAGAUCAAUUGGUCAUUCAUAGAUGGGUACCGAAUGUCUUUGGGGCUUAUUUGCAUUAUUGUGUGAAAUGUUUUUUUUCUGCCCUAUAACAUUGUCAUGCAUAUAUGGAAACAUUCAAUAAUCAAAAUCAGACAGAUCAACUCUUUAACAGUACUAGGUUUACAUGUUGUCAUUAAUAAAAGCACUAUACUGUUAUGGCAUCUAUAUUUUUACUUCUGCCUUGAAAAUGCAUGUAAAAAUUCACAGCAAAGUGACAACAAAUAAAACAUUGGUUGCACUGCCUACUUUUG
Engraulis encrasicolus (European anchovy) is the source of this 5607-nucleotide messenger RNA. It is a transcript of the gene thbs2b, whose product is annotated as thrombospondin 2b. Gene Ontology annotation, biological process: cell adhesion; negative regulation of angiogenesis. Lineage: Eukaryota; Metazoa; Chordata; Actinopteri; Clupeiformes; Engraulidae. The transcript has 22 exons. Gene Ontology annotation, molecular function: calcium ion binding; protein binding. Gene Ontology annotation, cellular component: extracellular region. The record is from RefSeq and is a predicted model, not a curated record. Bases 360 to 3920 code for a protein of 1186 amino acids.